CACUUGCACACACUGAGUACCUGUGUACUCAGUACGUCAGCGUGCACAUCCUCUGUGAGUCCCGGGCCUUCCCACUUUCAAAGUCUUCUUCCGCACAUGUAGACUUUAGUGCUUCUUUGUGGUCUCUCUCCAAUAUGCCUUAUGAAGAAAACAGAACUGGACAAUCGCUAACUAUGGACAUGGUUGACGACUGGGACAUCUGGGACCUUCUCGAGAAUGUGACCUACAACCCAGAUGAUGUUGUCAGUGAAAGUGUCAAACUCUGCAGGAAGUCAAAUGUCAAUGAUUUUGGCUCCAAAUUCAACCCGGCUUUCUGCUAUGUCAAUUUCUUCCUGAGUUACCUUGGUAAUGGUCUCGUCCUCUACAUCCUUUACAAGUAUGAGAAGCUCAACUCAGUGACAAACAUUUUCUUGCUCAAUCUGGUUCUCUCCAACAUCCUGUUUGCCACCAGUCUCCCAUUUUGGGCAACUUAUCAUCUGUCUGAGUGGAUUUUCGGAGAUAUUUUAUGCAAGUUGGUCAGCAGCGCCUACUUCAUCGGUUUCUACAGCUCCAUCCUGUUUCUCACGCUCAUGACAUUCGACCGAUACCUUGCAGUAGUUCAUGCGGUGGCAGCUGCUAAGAGCAGAAAGAAGAGCUAUGCUUUUAUUUCUUCUGUAGUGGUUUGGUGCAUCAGUAUUAUAGCCAGUGUGAAAGAACUGGUUUUCCAAAAGGUGUGGAAGAGUAAUUCCAACGGGCUAGUGUGUGAGGAGUCAGGAUACUCUGAAAGCACCAUGGCAUUGUGGCGUCUGGUCACUUAUUAUCAACAAUUUCUGGUGUUCUUCCUCCUCCCUUUGUUCAUGGUAAGCUACUGCUACAUCAGCAUCACUGUCCGCAUCAUGUCCACUCGAAUGAGGGACAAAUGUCGUGCCAUUAAGCUUAUAUUCAUCAUCAUCUUUACCUUCUUCCUCUGCUGGACCCCCUACAAUGUCGUCAUCCUGCUUCGAGCCAUACAAAGCUCCAGUCCGAAUGUCGAUUGCGCUUACUCAGACAAGCUGGACUAUGCGUUGUUUGCGACCCGCAAUGUAGCCUACCUUUAUUGUUGUAUCAGUCCAGUGUUUUACACAUUUGUGGGUAAAAAGUUUCAGAGCCACUUUAAAAGGCUGCUUGCUAAGAAAAUCCCUUGUCUCAGGAGACACCUGAGUCUCACCAGCCAGAGUACACGAAGCACAUCACAGAAGACACCACAUUCUGAUUAUGAGAACUAGAGAAACCCAUUCAACUACAUGCUGUAACUAGAAAUCUGAGGGAAAUAAUACAUUUAAAGUUGCAAGUUAAUGUUAAAACAAAAUUAUGAAACUGUUACCAUGAAAAAGUAUAUUUUAUUGAUGGUGUUGAAUUAGGAUGUUGAUGAUGAUGAAGUCUUUGUGAUGCUGCACUUUCUGGAUAAAGUACACUUUUUGUUGA
Syngnathus typhle (broad-nosed pipefish) is the source of this 1443-nucleotide messenger RNA. RefSeq names its product C-C chemokine receptor type 4-like. Gene Ontology annotation, cellular component: membrane. Gene Ontology annotation, molecular function: chemokine receptor activity. Lineage: Eukaryota; Metazoa; Chordata; Actinopteri; Syngnathiformes; Syngnathidae. Bases 135 to 1244 code for a protein of 369 amino acids. Gene Ontology annotation, biological process: G protein-coupled receptor signaling pathway; chemotaxis; immune response. The transcript has 2 exons. The record is from RefSeq and is a predicted model, not a curated record.